AUGAUGGCAAAGUCUGUAAACCUGCUACGAAUAUGGGUAUUUAUUGUCACCACUUUCUACCUUCAGACUGUCAAGGUUCAAGGUUGGAGCACUGGGAAUAAAAUUAAUGGAAUCGUCUACCGAAAUCAACGACAGGAGUACGCGAUCAUCCAAAGGAGCAUCAGCAUCAACCAUUGGAAUCGAAGAGCUGCAUUCUCAUUAUCAUCACAAGCUAACGAUAAUGACAAUAACACUGAUUUGGAGAUGAGCAAUUUUCCAGAACCGCUGGUCUGGUUGUGGUCGCCAUCAUCACACGGUGAUGAUGAUUCAGCGAUGACGUCGAAAGAUGAGGAAUGGAAACCAAUCUCGGAGGUCUCGCUGCUACCCGCUGCCAUUCGCACUUGGAAUUGGUCCAAACAUUUUGUACUCAAGUUGGGGUUGUGCCCCUGGGCCAAAGGCAGUUUGGAUACUCCCAGCGCCAUGCAAAUCUUUGUCGUGCCCAAAGAACAAGACAUUCUGUAUACUACUGGGACAUACGCCAAUGACAUUUGUCUGGCCGUAGCCGACAAGUGCUUACAGUAUUGUCAAAAGUAUCCCGAAAAGGAGUCGUCCAUUAUAUUUCUUGUGGUAUUUCAAGAAGAGGACGAAGAUGCUGAUUGUGUCCCUGAGGAAACCACUAUGGACCGCAUUGGUGGCUUUCACGACGCUUACGAUCAAUGGGAGCAUUUUAUCAAUUUUUACGAAUGGUUUACAGAUUUGGAAGACGAUUGGGAUUUGGAUGAUAUUAUUGUGGCACCAUUUCAUCCCAAUUGGCAAUUCGGUGGGGAUGGACAAAGGUUGCUGGAUUUUGAAAAGAAAUCUCCGUAUCCAACUGUUACCUUUGUGUCGGCGAAAGUAGUGGAACAAGCAGGAGAAGCAGCUACGGCGCAGAUUGCACAAAAGAAUGAGGAAACUUUGGAAGGAAAGACUCUGGACUCCCUUCAGGAGACAUGGGAUGAUUCUUUCUCAAUAUAA
Molecule: messenger RNA, 993 nt
Organism: Cylindrotheca closterium
Lineage: Eukaryota; Bacillariophyta; Bacillariophyceae; Bacillariales; Bacillariaceae
Source: the annotation of a GenBank genome assembly